AUGUUCUCGCCGCCGAGGGUGCUGUGGUGGAAGUCGCCGAGGAGUGAGCCGGGCCUGAAGAACGGGUCCGUUUCUGGGCCGGGCUUGGGCUUGAACACUAGCGCCGCAAGCCCGAGGAAUGGUGAGGCAUUAGCUGAAGGCAAGGCGGUGGGUUUUGUUGGGGACGGCGGGGUCGUGGACCAGGAGAUGUUGGCCGACAGGGCUUCGAAGCUCGAAAAUGAGCUCUUUGAAUAUCAGUACAAAAUGGGUCUCCUGUUGGGUGAGAAAACGGAGUGGAAUUUGAAGCAUGAAGGACUAACGCAAGCUUUAGCUGAUGCAUCUGAUACUUUGAAAAAAGAGCGAGCAGCUCAUUCAAGUGCAAUGUCAGAAAUGGAAAAGCGAGAAGAGAAUUUAAAGAAAGCUUUGGGUGUUGAAAAGCAGUGUGUGCUUGAUCUUGAGAAGGCUUUGCGUGAGAUGCGUUCGGAACAUGCUGAAAUCAAGUUUAAUGCCAACUCGAAAUUGGACGAGGCUAAUGCAUUAGUCACAAGCGUUGAACAGAAAUCUUUGGAGGUUGAUGCAAAGUUCCAUGCGGCUGAUGCCAAACUUGCUGAGGUAAGCAGGAAGAGUUCAGAAAUCGAGAGGAAAUUGCAUGAGUUGGAGACUCAAGAGAAUGCGCUUAGAAGAAAACGGUCCCUUUUCGCCACAGAGCGUGAGGCACAUGAAGCUUCUAUGUCAAAGCAAAGGGAAGACUUAAGGGAGUGGGAGCAGAAGUUAAAGGAAGCAGAGGAGAGGCUAACUGAUGGUAGAAGAUUGCUAAACGAAAGGGAGAGAAAGGCAAACGAUAAUGAUAAUCUCUUGAAGCAAAAACAGACGGACCUCGAAGAAUUACAGAAAAAGAUUGAGAUUACCAAUUCUGAUUUGAGGAACAAGGAAGAAGAUAUAUGCAAAAGACUAGCAAGCCUAGCUUGUAAAGAGAAGGAAGCUGUUGAUGUUAGAAAGAGAUUAGAAGAAAGAGAGAAGCAAAUGCUGGAGUUAGAAGAAAACUUGAACACCAGAGAAAAAUUGGAGAUUCAGAAACAAUUGGAUGAACAUCAAAGUAUCCUGACCAAGAAGCAGAAAGAGUUUGAAUUGGAGAUGGAGCAGAAGAGAAAGUCGAAUGACGAGCAGCUGAAGGAGAAGAUGGCUGAGGUGGAGAAGAAGGAAGCUGAGAUCACACACAUGGAAGUGAAAGUGAUGAAACGGGAACAAGCGGUUGAAAAGAAAAUGGAGAAAGUGAGAGACAAGGAAACUGAUAUCGACUCGAAAUCAAAAGCUUUGAAGGAAAGGGAGAACUCUCAUAAAGUAGAGAGGAUAAACUUGGAGAAAGAAAAGAAACUUGUGCUUGCAGAAAAGCAAAACUUCCUCUGUCUCAAGGCGGAGCUUGAGAAUCUUAAGGCCCACAGAGAGGGCCAGUUGGAGAAACUAAAUGAAGAGAGGGAACAGCUAAAAAUAACCGAAGACGAAAGAUCAGAAUUUACUCGCCUGCAAUCGGAGCUGAAAAAGGAGAUAAACAGAUACAGAUUCCAAAGCGAGCAACUUAUGAAGGAAGCAGAUGAUUUGAAGCAAGAGAAGGAGAAAUUCGAGAAAGAAUGGGAAGAGCUGGAUAAUGAAAGGACCCAAAUAAAGAAAGAGGAAGAGGAUGUCCUUGAACAGAAACGUCAUCUGGAGAAACUAAGGCUGUCUGAAGAAGAAAGGCUAAAUAAUGAAAAGCUCGAAAAACAGCAAUAUGUGCAAAGGGAACUAGAAGCUCUUAAACUGGCUCAAGAUUCUUUUGCUGCUAGAAUGGAGCACGAAAAGGCACUAUUAGCUGAAAAAGCCCAAAGUGAAACAACUCAACUGAUUCAUGAUCUUGAAGUACGGAAGCAGGAACUCGAGGCUGAAUUCCGAAGGAAGCAGGAAGAGUUAGAGAGUUCUUUGAACAAGAGGGAACAACUGUUUGAAAAGGAGAAGGGAAAGGAACUCGAGAAUGUCAAUUACUUGCGGGAGGUUGCCAGAAGAGAAAUGGAGGAGAUGGAUUUAGAAAGACUUCGGAUGGAGAAAGAACGCGCGGAACUUUCAGAAAAUAAGAAGCGUAUCGAGACUCAGCAACUCGGAAUGAAAAAAGACACAGAGGAACUUGUUAGUUUAAGCCUGAAGCUGAAGGAUCAGAGAGAACAACUUAUCAAGGAAAGAGAACGUUUCAUUGUGUUUUCUGAGAAGCAGAAGAACUGCAAGACAUGCAGGGAGACUAUUCGUGAGUUUAUGCUCUCUGAUCUUCAUCCAUUGCCAAAGGUAGCAGAAGAUUAUUUGAAGGAGGCUGAGAGGUUAAAUGCUGAGUCAUCAUCCCCUGCUCUGGCUAAAUCUCCUGCUGCUGGUACAAAAACCAUGUCUUGGCUCAGGAAGUGCACCUCGAAGAUUCUUAUAUUUUCACCAGGAAGGAGACUCGAUCUUGAUUGCAGUCAGAAUCCUGAGGUUGGAACUUCGGUGAAGCAGGAUGAUGUCACCAAUUCUUCUAACACAUCACCAAGCGGGGAAAAGGAACCGGAAUUAUUAUCCUCGAGAGUUGCGAAUGAUUCUUAUGAUGUCCAAAUCGUUGAAUCUGAGACUGCCAUUGGAGAAUUCGGAGCUGCUCAAGCUCUUUCAGGUGAAAAGGAACCAGAAUUAUCCUCGAGAGUUGCGAAUGAUUCUUAUGAUGUCCAAAUUGUUGAAUAUGAGACUGCCAUUGGAGAAUUUGGAGCUGCUGCUCAAGCUCUUUCAGUUGAUCAAGAUCCCCCGAGUAAACCUGAGUAUUCUAAUAGUACUGGAGUUAGAACAAGAGGACGUAGGACACGAACAUUUGGUGGUUCUAAGACCAAUGAUAAUGUGGAAACCGAAACCUCUGUUCACACUAAUGAUGAUAGAGCAGAAUCUGAUCUUGGUGGAGCACCAAAGAACACUAGAAAGCGAAAUCGAGUUGAAGGCCAUUCGGUCAAUCAAAUUGUUGAAGGCCGUUCGGACAGCACCGGUGAUCGUCCAAGGAGGAGACGAAGAGUUGUUGCAGCUGAACAUGGUCAGAGAAGAUACAACCUCCGAACAAACAAAAAAUCGGUAGGAACAGUGGCCAAUGGAUCUUUACCUAAAGCAAGAAGGAAAGGGAAGGAAAAGGAGGGUGAGGGUGACCAACUGCUAUCUGAAAAUCUUGAAGCUGCUAUUGGAGCUUCAAGGAAAGAAAUUGAAGGACAUGACUCCAGAAGAAUUGAGGCUGAAGAAAAUGCUGAGGAUCAUCUUCCCUUGAGAAGUACUGCCACUGCUAGCAAGUUUUCUGCAGACAGUCCUUUCAAAAAUGCAAGAUGUGUUGAUAUGGAAAACACUUAUGGUGAAGACAUGGGCAAGAGUGAGGAGGUUAAUGGAUCAGCCGAAUGUGCCAUGGAAGAAUACAGUGGGGAAGAUUACAAAACCGCUAGCCGUGAAGAGGAUGAUGAUGAUGAUGAUGACAAUGAUGGAGAUGGUGAUGAAGUCGAUCAUCCGGGUGAAGUUUCUGUUGGGAAGAAACUCUGGACUUUCCUCACCACAUGA
Messenger RNA from Striga hermonthica, 3552 nucleotides. The record is from the annotation of a GenBank genome assembly. Lineage: Eukaryota; Viridiplantae; Streptophyta; Magnoliopsida; Lamiales; Orobanchaceae.